This is a messenger RNA of Danaus plexippus (monarch butterfly), 1616 nucleotides long. It is a transcript of the gene CatD, whose product is annotated as lysosomal aspartic protease. Gene Ontology annotation, biological process: cell death; proteolysis. The transcript is spliced from 10 exons. The record is from RefSeq and is a predicted model, not a curated record. Lineage: Eukaryota; Metazoa; Arthropoda; Insecta; Lepidoptera; Nymphalidae. The coding region runs from base 183 to 1340 and encodes 385 amino acids. Gene Ontology annotation, molecular function: aspartic-type endopeptidase activity. Gene Ontology annotation, cellular component: lysosome.
UGUCAAUUGUCAAAAUGAUUGUCACAAAUAAUGAAAUUACUAAACAUUAAACAAUUGUCGAUCGUAUAAGUAGCAGUGCCGGUAAUUUAUUCAGUAUUUAGUUGCAAUACUACGUCUGGAAUACGCACACUCACAAGGAGGCGGCAAUUUCUUUAUUAGUAAGUCCAAAGUGACUUGCAGAUAUGUUUGGAAAAUAUUUUGUUUUAUUUAUGGCUCUGACGGCAACAUGCGCAGCCAGUCUUAUGAGGGUGCCUCUGUACCGCAUGAAGACCGUCCGGGAACACUUCCACGAAGUGGGCACGGAGCUGCACAUGGCCCGGAUCAAGUAUGCCACCGGUGGGCCUGCUCCUGAACCUCUCUCCAACUAUUUAGAUGCUCAAUAUUACGGUCCCAUUUCGAUCGGGAACCCUCCCCAGACUUUCAAGGUGGUGUUCGACACCGGUUCCUCCAAUCUCUGGGUUCCGUCCAAGAAAUGCCACUACACUAACAUCGCCUGUCUUCUCCACAACAAGUAUGACAGCAGCAAGUCCAAGUCUUAUCAUAAGAACGGCACGGAGUUCGCCAUCCACUACGGCUCCGGCUCCCUGUCAGGAUUCCUCUCCGUCGAUGACGUCACCCUGGGUGGAAUGACGGUGAAGUCGCAGACGUUCGCGGAGGCGAUGUCGGAGCCGGGGCUGGCAUUCGUGGCCGCCAAGUUUGAUGGCAUUCUUGGCAUGGCAUUCGCCAGUAUCGCCGUGGACGGGGUGACGCCGGUGUUUGACAACAUGGUGAAGCAAGGCCUGGUGGCGCCCGUCUUCAGCUUCUACCUCAACAGGGACGCAUCGGCGGCGCAGGGCGGUGAGCUGGUAUUGGGAGGCUCGGACCCCGCUCACUACCGCGGUCCGCUCACCUACGUGCCGCUCUCCAAGGACACCUACUGGCAAUUCCAAAUGGACGGCGUUCUCGUCAACGGAUCCAGCUUUUGCAAACGAGGUUGCCAGGCCAUCGCGGACACGGGUACCUCCCUGAUAGGCGGCCCGGUGGAGGAGGUGGCAGCCCUAAAUGCCAAGAUCGGCGCGACGCCGAUGGCGUUCGGUCAAUUCGCACUGGACUGCUCCCUGAUCCCUCGCCUGCCGCCCGUCACCUUCACCAUCGCCAACCAGAAGUUCACGCUGGAGGGCACCGACUAUGUGCUGCGGGUGUCUCAGUUCGGUAAGACGGUGUGUCUGUCCGGCUUCAUGGGGCUGGACAUCCCGCCGCCGGCCGGUCCGCUGUGGAUCCUGGGCGACGUGUUCAUCGGCCGUUACUACACGGAGUUCGACGUCGCCAACCGACGCAUCGGCUUCGCGCCCGCCCUCUAGAGUCCAGACGAUCGAAGACGUCACAUUUAUCAUUUGUUUAUACUUAGAUGACUUUGUUAUUAUUGUGGAAUGUAAUAUACGUUCAGCGUUGUUUAGUCGCAUACAUUUAAAAGGUGUAAUACUUGUAGAUGUUAAAGUUUAUUUUACUUUUUGCGCUUGUUAUUAUUAUUACAAGCCUUGUUUAAUACUUCCGUCGGUCGGAGGCGACGCCGCUCUCUCUUUAGACUUACUCACGACGAGAUGUUUUGCACUUGACAAAUAAAAACUUUCACACCA